Molecule: messenger RNA, 4850 nt
Organism: Pseudocercospora fijiensis CIRAD86
Lineage: Eukaryota; Fungi; Ascomycota; Dothideomycetes; Mycosphaerellales; Mycosphaerellaceae
Exons: 1
Coding region: 1-4182 (1393 amino acids)
Cellular component (GO): Ski complex
Molecular function (GO): protein binding
Source: RefSeq, a predicted model, not a curated record
AUGUCUACCAAAGCGGCCCUGAAGGCGGCAAAAACGGCCCUGGACAACAAACAAUAUGACCAGGCCAUCAAGCAGGCCGAUGCGGUCUUGUCCUCGGAUCCCACCAACUACUUUGCAAGGCUAUUCUUGGCACGAGCACUCGAACUGCAGAAGAAAUACGAUGAAGCUGCGAAGCAUUAUCGCUCCGCCGCCGAUGCCAAGCCUGACGACUCACAAGCAUGGCAAGGCCUCCUCAGCGUUUAUGAGGCCCAGGGUUCAGCACGACUAGACGAAUACCGCGAGGCCUCAGUCAAGGUGGCGCAGAUUUUUGCGGCCGCUGAUGACAAGCAUCGAGCGCAGUCAACGAUAGAUAAGCUUACCGAAUUCACGAAACUCCAUGGCACGGCAAAACAGAAGAAGGAGGUGCUCAAGGUUCUGCUUCCAGGCGGCCCAAUCUACGAUGCUCUCGAGGGUCGCAUUCCCCAUGCAUCGCAUACCCUCACAAGGCUUGUGGAGAUUGCCGAAUUGGAAGAGACACAACUCAUCUCCAAGGAAAUCAAUGAGAAACGAACGAGAAUUGGUGCCAGAGUGGGACAGGUCACCGUGGAGGUCAAGCGCGACGUGUACGGAAAAAGCGAACUCGAAAGUCUUUAUCAACAAAUCAUCGAUUGGUCUCAGGACGAUGAGAUUCGAAGGCAAUACGAAGAGAAGUUGCUCCAGAGGGCCUAUGACCACUUAGUCGUGCUUCCUCUUGACAGUAAGGCUGCAAAGCUCAAUCAGUGCCUCGAUCUCGCUGAAGGUAUGGUCAUCAUACACCACCAUUUUCGCCUCGCUUGGGACUUUGUCCUGGAAUCAAGAGAUGUAGACGACCUGAAGGAUCUGGAUGUGGGCAUCCUGAGAGAAUACCUGCGCUCAUUCCCGGAGACGGGUCUAUCAAAGAUCUUGCGCGGUUGGCUGACGAGCGAGCUGUCACCCUUCCCGGCCCUUCCCAAGGAGGAUGAAGAUGACGAUUUCGCGUUCGCGUUCGAGAUUAGCCCGGAGGACCGUCUCUUGUUAUUCACCGAAGGUUUACCUGCUGCGGAACAGUCGCCCUUCGCAUACCGUCUCGUGUCGGACUACUACCUGCAUCUUGACGAGCAUGAGAGUGCCGCAGACACGGCAAGAGCUGGCUUGAAAACGCUAGCCUCAGAGUCCAGCAAACUUGGUCUUACUCUGCAGAACACAAGGGACGCCAUCAGCGCUGUAUUGGGGACAGCUUUGGUCCAUCAUCAAGCACCCCGAAAUCACGCUGAAGCCCGACGUCUCUUUGAGGAUAUUUUGGCUCGGAAACCAAAAUUCACAUCAGCUUUGAUAGGGCUUGGGCUCAUUUUCGAGGAGACGGAAGACUACCAAGACGCCGUCGACUUCCUGACACGAGCACUGCACGAAGACAAAGGGAAUGUUCGUGUGGGUACAGAGCUUGCAUGGUGUAGGGCACUCAGCGGCGAUUACUCACGUGCACUAACCGAACUGGACGACUUUCUGCAAAUGAUACAAGCCGAUGAUCCAAGAGCGAAAGAUCUCAGAGCCCUCACUUUGUACCGCACAGGUAUAUGCUUGUGGGAGUUGGACGCUUCAAAGACAGCUCGAAGAGAUCGCAGUGGCGCGUACAGUCGCUUUCUGGCAGCGAUCAAGACGAACGUAAAUUUUGCACCUGCAUAUACAAGUCUUGGCUACUACUAUUCCGACUAUGCGAGGGACAAGAAGCGCGCCCGGCAAUGUUUUCAAAAAGCAUUCGAGCUCUCCUCCUCUGAAGUCGAAGCCGCUGAGCGUCUAGCCAAAUCCUUUGCAGAUCAAGGUGACUGGGACAUAGUAGAGAUCAUUGCCCAGCGUGUCGUGGAUUCUGGCCGGGCACGACCGCCUCCUGGCUCCAAGAAGAAAGGCCUCAGCUGGCCAUACUCUGCUCUUGGCGUGGUUCAGAUGAACAAACAAGAAUAUCAACGCGCAAUUGUAUCAUUUCUUGCAGCAUUGCGGAUCAGUCCCGAUGACUACCAGUCCUACGUUGGACUCGGCGAAAGUUACCACAAUUCGGGCCGCUACAACUCCGCGCUGCGCACUUUCAAUUACGCUCUGGAGCCUCAUGAUGGGAUCAAAAUGAAGGUCACUGGCGAGAAGUGGUUUGCUAAAUAUAUGCUGGCCAAUGUACAUCGAGAGCUGGGCGAUUAUGAUGAAGCUGAAUCAGGACUGCGAAGCGUGCUCGAAGAAAGACCAUCAGAAUUUGGAGUCCUCGUGUCGCUGUUGCAAAAUCAAGUAGAGCAUGCUGGACAGUGUGUGGAGGCUGGUCUUUUCGGACGGGCCAUCGAAUGUGCAGCCGAUGCUAUCGACGUUGCCAUCGAGAUUGCCAAAGACGUGCCCAAUGCUUUUAAUCUCUGGAAAGCUGUUGGAGAUGCUUGUGCUAUAUUCUCAUGGGUUCAGAGCGCCACGGAUGAUUUUCCGACGGAGACCAUUCGAGAUGGUCUCUUGGAUCGUUCUUCCGAUCAAAAGAUGUACGAGCUGCUUUCGGAAAUUGACAGGGUGUCACUAGGCGCUCUAGACAAGGACGGCUUGAAUGGCACUGCAGCUGCUGUGCCGUCGGAUCCGCUUAUUGUAUCGAUUCUUGCAUACAAGCGCGCGAUUCAUGCCAGCUCCCACGAUAUACACGCGCAAGCUGUCGCUUGGUACAAUCUAGGAUGGAUGGAACAGCGGGCGUACGCAUGUAGCGAUGCGAAGUCUGGCAAGAAGUAUCUUACCACAGCAGUCAGAUGUUUCAAGCGAGCCAUCGAGCUUGAGUCGGGCAAUGCAGAGCUCUGGAAUGCCCUCGGCGUGGUGACGACGACACUGAAUCCAAAAGUGGCACAACACUCCUUCGUCAGAUCGCUGCAUCUGAACGAGCUCAAUGCCAAGGUAUGGGCAAAUCUUGGUGUUCUUUACCUUCUUCAGAACGACAUCGAGCUGGCGCAUCAGUCGUUUGGAAGGGCUCAAAGCACAGAUCCGGACUAUGCUCACGCGUGGGUCGGAGAGGGCAUUAUUGCUCUUAUGACUGGAGACGUGCGAGAAGCCCUCAAUCAUUUCACACACGCUUUUGAGAUCUCAGACUCUGCCUCGCUCAUCACUAAGCGACAGUACACAAUAUCCAGCUUUGAUCAUUUGCUCUCGACGAAAGCCACAUCAAAUGACCUCACGAGACUGAUCCAGCCAAUUUUCGCACUCGAACAACUGGGAACUCAGCGGCCCAAGGAUCUGCCAUAUCGCCACCUGGCAGCUCUUUUCCUCGAGCGGGUAGGUGACCAUGUUGGCGCCAUCGAAAGUCUCGUCAAAUUAUGCGAGAGCGCAGAAGCAGAAUAUGAAGCCUCUGAGUCACUCGCCUCGCUAGCACGAUUCGCUCUCUCAAAGUCAGAUCUUGCAAGGAAUCAACUGGCUGCAUCGCAAUUCUCCGACGCAGCAGAAAAUGCGGCCCUCGCUCUUGACCUCUCCUCCGAUGCCGAUAGUAGCGGCUUAGCUGCAGAUGCCAGACGAAAGCUUCGACUCUCUUGCCAUCUCACCGCCGGACUUGCGCAGUACUAUUUGCGCGAAAUCAGCGAGAGCGUCAGCAUGUUCAAAGCUGCACUCAUCGAAAGCGAGAACGACCCUGAUGUGGUAUGCUCGCUAGUGCAGGUACUGUGGGCACAAGGUGGACAGGCGGAGAAGGAUGUUGCGAGAGAGCAAUUAUUCGAGGCAGUGGGCAACUUUCCCGAGCACAUCGGGGCUGUAACACUGCUUGGUGCCAUUGCAGCUCUGGACGAUGACACUGAUACGACGAGCGCGGUGAAGGAUGAUCUGCUCAGUUUAAAGACGAAGGAUGCGAUAACAACCAAGGACUUCACUGACCUCGAACUUCUGCUCUCUGCUCUUGCAUCCUUGUCAACCGGUGGCUCAGUCGAGAGCGAAGCGCAAUCAGCUAUCCUUCUGAAGCCCGACGAUCCACAGGCUUGGUCUCAGCUUUCUGAACUGUCCGGCGAGACCGAGGCCGCCGAUAUGGCUUUGAUUACCGCGGCUCAAGCUGUCCCUCCGCUUGGAGAAAUGUCAUCAGAAGAUUUGAGUCGAGCUUUUGCGGGAGUUGGAACAGUUGGUGACGCACAAAGAGCAAUAUUUUUGGCGCCCUGGCAGGACGCCGGUUGGUCAUCAAUGAGCGAGAUUUUGAGCUGAGAGAAGGCAAUGGGACCAUCCCAAAUUGCCAAUUGACGGAUCUUAGCUAUGGCGACCGCCGCUGUGCGUGCUGGCAUGUAACAGCGCCAGCCCGCCCUCCGAAUACUCGUUAUGUAAAGAGGGCAGUGGCAAGUAGUUCCAGCGCCUUCAUCCAGCAUUUUUGAUACGAGGGCAAUAUGCCACUGACUUGUUGAUGCUCCAUCCCUUACGAAUGUCUCCAAAUACACGCACAGCCGCUCCAAAACCUCGACUCCAGCGUCUCGGCGCCUUAGAGAGAGCCGCGUUGAGAGAGUCUUCGGAAAUUUGAGCAUCUCGCGAGUCGGAGAAGACCACCACCGCCUUUCAGGCAUCGGGCAUAGAAUCUCGAGUCGGUUACUGAUGCUAUACAAAGCACUCGAGAGCCGACGGCGAAACGCCCGAUGAUCGCCCCAGACAAUUUCCGCGGAAUGAAAAGCCGUGCACAAUGUGAGCCUGGAGAAGUCCACCUCGUCUUAUUCUAACUCCAGCCUUGGGAUGACGGGGCCAAAACACCCGGGAACAAAACACGGCAAGCACAGAACACAAGCAGACAACGGAGCGUUGGAGGAGAUAAUAAUACACAUGGGGUGAGGGUAUCAUAGGUUAUACAAGUUGAUCAUUCACCACUCCAAAUCACUCCUCUUCAUCCC